Messenger RNA from Gossypium raimondii (Peruvian cotton), 5296 nucleotides. RefSeq lists its product as uncharacterized. The record is from RefSeq and is a predicted model, not a curated record. NCBI's taxonomy places the organism in Eukaryota, Viridiplantae, Streptophyta, Magnoliopsida, Malvales, Malvaceae. Gene Ontology annotation, biological process: proteolysis. Gene Ontology annotation, molecular function: protein dimerization activity; DNA binding; cysteine-type peptidase activity. The transcript has 15 exons. The coding region runs from base 191 to 5182 and encodes 1663 amino acids.
UCAAAACCAUCAGACUUUUAACACUAGAUCAGUAUCUUAUUGGCGAGAACUUGGACUUUAUGGAAUGGUUGUUCGGCUUUGUGCGUUAGGUUUAAAUUAUUCAAUCAAUCAAUGUCUCGAUUGCUGUUCCUUUUGAUGAAGUACCGAGAAUUCAUCGAUCAACACUCAGCAGCUACAGUUUUUGCCUACGAUGGCCUCUUCGUCUUCUUUUUCUUCUGCUGAUGCUGCUUUGGAGCUCUUAGUAUCGUGUGCUCAUGCAAUUGAAGAUGGGAAUUUGAAAACUGCCGAUUCAUUCCUGCACCAGAUCUGGAACCUUGCUCCUGAAGAACACGGCCUCAUAAGCAAACUCGUGAGAUACUUUGCCGAAGCUCUAGUUCGACGAGCUUACGGUCUCCAUCCUUCUUAUUAUACCUAUUCGAAUCUGCAAAUACCUCAUCCACUGUAUUACUAUUAUUAUUACUCGAGGUUUGAUAUCAAUGAAAUGGUGGGAGAAGCCAUCGAAAGUGCCGCGAUAGGAAAGAAGGGAUUUCAUCUUAUUGAUUUCCACAUUCCGCAUCUCUAUGGAAGGGGAUACUUGUUCAAGACACUACCGAAUCGCUCCAGCGAUCCCUUGUCGGUCCGUAUAACCGUCGUAUUACCAACUUUUCUGAAAAAUACCGUCGAUUUCCAAGAAGAAAUGGAGUAUUUGACUGGAGUGGGUAAGCCAUUGAAAAUAGAGUUGAAGAGGGAAGAUCUGAGAAUUGUUUACGCUAAUAGUUUGGGAGAAGUGGAUGAAUCUACGUUGGAUUUGAGAAGAACAAACGAUGAUGAGGCUUUGGUGGUUUAUUAUAACUUCAAAUUUCAUACACUGUUGGCAGAGGCAGAAGCAAUGAAGAAAGAAUUGAUCAAAUUGAGGCAGAUAAAUCCAGAAAUUGUGAUCAUGCAAGAACAAUACGCUAACGAUAACGACGGGAAUUUCAUCAAACGCUUGGAGUACUCUUUUCGAUAUUACUCUAACUUUUUUCAAUAUUAUUCUAAUCUUUUCAAAUCUGGGAAACCUCUGGACUACAAUACAGCUAAAUAUUAUAUGAGACAGAUUCAUAACAUUGUGGCAUGUGAAGGCAGGGAUCGAAUUAUGCGACACCAGAGUUUGGAUGAAUGGCGAGAUCUGUUGUUAACAGCGGGCUUUCUUCAAAUUCCAUUCCAGAAAGAUGUUGAGAAUUUACAUGCUCUGUAUUGGGUAGAGGAAAUCAAGGAGGAAAAAGGGUGCUUGGUUUUAAGUCACAAGGAUUGCCUAAUCUUGUUCGUAUCAUGUUGGAGACCCAGAGCUGGAGAGGAGCAUUUCAAAUUCAAUCUAAACAGCAAUAAGUUACGGCAAGGCUUCAAUCCAAGACCUUUUCAGCCAUUCCCAGAGGGUUUCAUAUUGAACCGGUUAGCUACUUUUGCUGAGAUUUAUGACAUGUUGGAAGAUGUAUGUUUUAGAUAUGAGCUUCCAGUGGCUUUUACAUGGGCUUGUGAGGCUAAUACAGAUAAAAUUAUGUUGGAUGGCAAGAAAUAUACUCUAUUCAUGGAAAGGACUUCUUGUUAUGCAAGUAAUGAGGGGUCUCAAUGUUUCAUGGAAGCAUGUGCAAAACAUCAUAUUCAAGAAGGGCAAGCCAUUGCUGGGAAAGCACUCCAAUCAAGUGCUAACUUUCAUUUCGAACCAAGUAUUACAAAGCUUAUCAAAAGUGACUACCCACUGUUUAAUGCUGCACAGUUGUUUGGUAGCCAUGCUGUUGUUGCAAUCUGUCUACAAAAUCACUACAUCAUUGGUGAUGUUUAUGUAGUAGAAUUUUAUUGGCCUGAAAUCGAAAGUGAGAAAUCAGAAUUUUUAGCACUUGAUAUCUUCAAUGACUUGAAAAAUAUGAAGAAAAAGUUUGUAACUAUACGGGUUGGAAGUAAUGAAGUUGGAUUCGAGAGAGAAGCCAUUUCAACCACUCUGCAGGGGACAAUGCAUACGAGAAAUGCUCAACCAGCUUCAUCCACCAAUGAUUUACUAAGCUCAAACACAACAUGGUCUUUGAAUGCAGUUCAACCAUGUGAUGUUCAUGAAAUGGAAAGACAUGGGCUUGUUGAGCAGGUUGAAUCAGCUCCCUUUAGCACACCCAAUCCCAUGAGUUAUGGAGGAGUACUACAAACACAAGGGCCUCAUAAACAGGAAAUUGGUGAGAAGGAUUUCAUUUCUCAGACUGUAUCCAUUGGUGACUAUGAGAUUGUGAAAGCAUACAUGGAGACCUGUAAAGUCCCACGAACCAAACGGAGAAAGUACUUGUCUAAAGUUUGGCUAGAUUUCGAUAAGUUUGAAGUGAAUGGAAAACAAGUAGCCAAAUGUAAACACUGCAAUAAGGAUUUUACGGGGUCAAGCAAAAGUGGAACCACACACUUGAAAAACCAUUUGGAAAGAUGCCAAAGUAAGAAAAUAAAAAAUCAGGAAAGGCAGUUAAUCACAUCUGAAAUAGGUGAUUUGAUCACUCGGGAUAGUGAUGAAAGCAACUUCACAUUCGAUCAAGAAAGGAGUCGCUUGGAUUUUGCGAAAAUGAUUAUCAAGCAUCAAUGUCCAUUGGAUAUGGCUGAACAAGAGUUCUUUAAGAUUUUCGUGAAAAAUUUACAGCCAAUGUUUGAGUUUCAAUCAAAAGAUAUUUUAUUAUCUGACAUACAUCGCAUCUAUAAAGAAGAAAAGGAGAAACUUCAGUUAUAUUUUGAUCAGCUCGCUUGUAACUUCAAUUUGACAAUCAGUUUGUGGAAGAACAACCUUGGAAAGACUGCAUAUUGCUGUUUGAUAGCACACUUCAUUGAUGAUAAUUGGGGACCAAAAAUGAAGAUUAUUGCCUGCAAACCUUUGGAGCAUAUCUAUGACACAAAGGCUUUAAACGAAAUUAUUCAGAGCUCGGUUUUGGAGUGGAAUAUAAGUAAGAAAGUAUUUUCCAUAACUAUGGAUAAUCCUUAUUUGAGUGAUGAUAUGUUUCAGAAGAUAAAGGAAACUUGUUUUAGUGACCAAGGUUCGUUUCCUUCAACUCACUGGUUCAUCGGUUGCACUUUCAUUAAAGAUGGUUUUCGUGAGAUGGAUCUAAUACUUUUGAAAUUAAGAAAAUCCAUUGAAUAUGUAAGUGAAAUAGCACAAGGAAAACUGAAAUUUGAAGUUGUAAAUCAAGUGAAGCUACAAGGUGGGAAAUCAUGGGAUGAUCUUUCUUUAAGGUUGGAUUCAGACUUUGGUGUGCUUCAUAGUGCCUUGGAAUCAAGAGAAAUUUUUUGUCAACUGGAGAAAAUUGAUAGCAACUUUAAAUUAAACCCAUCAGUGGAUGAAUGGGAGAUGAUACUAGCUUGCCACAGUUGUUUGAAAUGUUUUGAUGAUAUUGAAGGAACUCAAUCACUUACUGCAAAUUUGUACUUCCCAAAGCUCUGCAACAUAUAUAAGAAAUUUCUUCAUCUGGGUAAGAGCAACUAUCCAAUUGUUACAUUGAUGAAGAGGAAAUUUGGCUACUAUUGGAGCUUAUGUAAUUUGGCAUUUGCUGUUGCAACUAUUCUUGAUCCAAGGUUAAAGUUUAAAUUUGUGGAGUUCUCAUAUACUGAGAUUUAUGGCCAUGAUAGUAAGAUGCAUUUGAACAGAUUUCAUAAAGUCCUCACAGAUGUUUACUAUGAAUAUGCCAAUGAAGCCAGAAAUUUGUCUAAAUCCACUUCAGACUUAGAUGAUUCCAAUUCUUCAACAACAGAGAUUGAUAAUGAUUGUAUUCUGGAAUCUUUCAGUAAAUUUGCACCUGCAAGCAACUUUAAUGAGGUGGCCUCAUGGAAGUCUGAGCUUGACUGUUACUUGGAUGAGCCGUUACUUCCCUUGGAUGGAGCCUUUGACAUACUUUACUGGUGGCGUAUUAAUACUAAAAGGUUUCCUACACUAGCAAAGAUGGCUCGAGAUUUCCUUGCAAUGCCAAUAUCAAUACUCGCACCAUGUUUGAAUUUCAACGCCAUGAUCACAAAUCCAACCUACAACAACUUGAAUCCUGAGAGUAUGGAAGCUUUAGUAUGUAGUCAAAACUGGUUGGAAAUUCCAAAAGAAAAUGAUGGAGAAAAUCAUGGACCCAUGCAAAAUAUAUAUAAAAGGAAAAGGAAGAUGGAAGACCACUCUAACGUGGUAGAAGUUUCUAAAAAUUGGAAUCGAGAAGAAGCUAAUAGUAGUGGAGACAUUGCCAAAGUAUCCAUCAAAAAUGAGAACAUAGAAGUUUCAGUUUGCAAUCGAAAUAGGUUGGAAAUAUCAACAGGAAAACCUAAUCAUGGAAGAAACAUUACUGCCUUAAUCGAAAUUCCAAAAGAUGACUCACCAUUCAACAAUAAUAAGUCAGGUCAGUUUCAAAGCUUGUCUUCUGAGUCUGAUAACGAAAUAACAUUGAAGGAGCAAGGAUCAUGGUGUAAAGAGGAUGUUCGGGCAUAUUUAGUCUCGAGAUUUACAGGCAAGGAGAACAAACGGCUAAAUAGAUGGAAAACUAAUGAGUUGAUUGGAAAAUUGAUUGGACGAGAUAAGGAGUUUUGCUUAAUGGGUGACAAAUUAGUACCUUUACUCAUGGUGCCCCAUGGUGAUGAAACUCGAAAAGAGUAUUAUAUUGAUGAUUCUGUCGUUAAUACAUUCUUCAAAUUACUUAAGAAGAGAUCUGAUAGAUUUCCAAAGGCAUACAUUAAUCAUUAUUCAUUCGACUCUCAAAUAGCUACUUCCUUGAUACAAGGAUCCAGAUCAGAACAUGAAGUAUUAGCUUGGUUUAAAGCUGAGAAACUAAGAGGUGCUCAUAAAUUGUUUUUACCAUUGUGUUUAUCAGCCCAUUGGGUUCUUUUCUAUGUUAAUACCAAGGAGAAGAAAAUUUCAUGGUUGGAUUCAAAUCCAUCUUCUCGAAUAAUGUCUAAUAAUGUUGAACAACAAAAGAUAUUACUAUGGUUCACGACCUUUCUACUGCCAGAGUUUGGUUAUAAUGAUGCAAAUGAAUGGCCAUUUGUAGUGCGUACUGAUAUUCCAGUGCAAAAAAACUGGGUUGAUUGUGGAGUAUUCGUGAUGAAAUAUGGUGAUUGCCUUACGCAUGGUGAUUUCUUCCCUUUCACUCAAAAUGACAUGGUUCAUUUUCGACGUCGUAUCUUUCUUGAUAUAUACUGUGGAAGAUUGUAUGGAAAAAUUAGACAAGUUUGAUGCCUUGUUUUUUCUAAUUUUAAUGCAUACAUGGUACUUUUAUCCUCAGUUUAUACUUACUUUCUACGGUUAAAGGUGAAGAACAAUGUACUUGAAAAUAUGACUUGACAAUAG